UUGUCUUUUCUCUUUCUGUUUUCAGUCUGUGUAGAUGCAGAAUUACAGAGAAACAGUGUCUCAUCCUGACUUCAGCUCUGAAAUCAAACCCAUCACACCUGAGAGAACUGGACCUGAGCAGGAAUAAACUAGGAGACUCUGGAGUGAAAAACCUCAGUGAUCUACUGAUGAACACACAAUUCAAGCUGGAGAAACUAGAGUUAAGCAACUGUGAAAUGACAGAUGAAGGUUGUUCUGCUGUGACUUCAGCUCUAAAAUCAAACCCAUCACACCUGAGAGAACUGAACCUGAGCAGUAAUAAACUAGGAGACUCUGGAGUGAAAAACCUCAGUGAUCUACUGAUGAACACACAAUUCAAGCUGGAGAAACUAGAUCUGUGUGGAUGCAGAAUUACAGAGAAACAGUGUCUCAUCCUGACUUCAGCUCUGAAAUCAAACCCAUCACACCUGAGAGAUUUGAACCUGAGCAGGAAUAAAAUAAAAAACACAGGAGUGAAUCACUUAUGUGACAUACUGAAGGAUUCACACUGUAAACUGGAGAGAUUGAGGCUUUCAGACUGCAGUAUCACUGAAGAAGGUUAUAAAGCUCUGGCUUCAGCUCUGAGAUCAAACCCUUCACACCUGAUAGAGCUGGAUCUCACAGGAAAUGAUCCUGGACAAUCAGGAGUGAAGGAGCUCAAUGAUUUACUACAUGAUGAACUCUGUUCAUUAAAGACCAUCAGGUUUUUGAAAAGUCCUGCUGCAGAGGAAGCAUGUGAGUAUCUCACUGGAGUUUUGGGUAAAAGUCCAUUACUACUGAAAAAACUGGAUCUGAGUGGAGAUAAAUUAGGAGAUCUGGAUGGGGAGAAACUCUCUGCUCUUUUGAUGGACUCUCAUAGCAAACUGGAGAAAAUAAUGCUGAAUAAUUGUGAGCUGACAGAGAAAAGCUGUUCAGUUCUAGCUACUGUUCUCUCCUCCAAAACCAUCCUGAAAGAGAUGAACCUGAACAACAGUAAUCUGCUGGAUUCAGGAGUCAAAGAGAUCUGUGAGGGACUGAAGAAUCCUGUGUGUGAGCUGAAGAUACUGAA
Molecule: messenger RNA, 1066 nt
Organism: Labeo rohita (rohu)
Lineage: Eukaryota; Metazoa; Chordata; Actinopteri; Cypriniformes; Cyprinidae
Product: ribonuclease inhibitor
Exons: 6
Molecular function (GO): protein binding
Source: RefSeq, a predicted model, not a curated record